AUGCCUAUUGAUUCUAGGGUGCGCAAUUUGGGAGUUUCUUUAGUAAGCAGAUGCAAUCUCUACUUGGAAGAGGAAGAGAAUUUUGCUCAUAUCUUUAAUGAUUGUAAUUUUGCUAAGGCUCUCUCUAUUAAGCCUAAGAGUGCUGAUGAUUUCAAAGGGAAGGAGAUGCUUACUGAUCUGAGAAUUAGUUCUGCACAUGUUGUUAUGACGAAGGCUAUGUGGAUCAAAAACCCAGAAGGUAAUGUUGUUGCAGCUACAGCUGCAUUUUAUAACAGAGAUGGUUUUGGGAAAGGCAACUAUUCCUUGGAGGUGGCUGUGUUGACUUUGCUGCCUCUAGUCAUUACCUAUGGCUGGGAAGUUGGUGCUACACUAAGAUCAGAGUUCAUUGCCAAUUCUGAGGAAGAAGAAGCUACUGGUGUUGAAGAUGGAAGGUGGAUUUAUGGCUUCUUGAAGGAUUAA
Ilex paraguariensis (yerba mate) is the source of this 459-nucleotide messenger RNA. Lineage: Eukaryota; Viridiplantae; Streptophyta; Magnoliopsida; Aquifoliales; Aquifoliaceae. The record is from the annotation of a GenBank genome assembly.